This is a messenger RNA of Myotis brandtii (Brandt's bat), 1750 nucleotides long. It is a transcript of the gene SH3YL1, whose product is annotated as SH3 and SYLF domain containing 1. Gene Ontology annotation, molecular function: protein binding; phosphatidylinositol binding. The coding region runs from base 66 to 1094 and encodes 342 amino acids. The record is from RefSeq and is a predicted model, not a curated record. Gene Ontology annotation, cellular component: ruffle membrane. NCBI's taxonomy places the organism in Eukaryota, Metazoa, Chordata, Mammalia, Chiroptera, Vespertilionidae. The transcript is spliced from 10 exons.
CCUUCCUCUUCCUGGCGCGGCGUCCGCGCUCGAGGGGCCCCGGAGCGGACCAGGCUCGGGUCACAAUGAAUAACCCUAUACCUUCCAAUUUGAAAUCGGAAGCAAAAAAGGCUGCUAAAAUUCUAAGAGAAUUCACAGAAAUAACUUCCAGAAAUGGACCUGAUAAGAUCAUUCCUGCCCACGUGAUUGCCAAGGCCAAGGGCCUUGCGGUUCUGUCUGUGAUAAAAGCCGGGUUUCUGGUAACGGCGCGAGGAGGCAGCGGGAUCGUGUUGGCUCGACUUCCAGACGGAAAGUGGUCCGCACCUUCUGCCAUCGGGAUCGCGGGGCUCGGUGGAGGAUUUGAAAUCGGAAUCGAGGUGUCGGAUUUGGUUAUAAUUUUGAAUUAUGGCCGAGCGGUAGAAGCUUUUGCAAAAGGUGGCAACCUAACCCUCGGAGGGAAUUUGACUGUGGCAGUCGGGCCUUUGGGAAGGAAUUUGGAGGGAAACGUCGCCCUGCGGAGCUCGGCCGCCGUCUUCACGUACUGCAGGUCCCGGGGGCUCUUUGCUGGCAUCAGCUUGGAAGGCAGCUGCUUGAUUGAAAGGAAGGAGACCAAUCGGAAGUUUUAUUGUCAAGAUGUUCGAGCGUAUGACAUUUUAUUUGGAGACAUGCCGCGGCCUGCUCAAGCGGAGGACCUUUACGAAAUCCUUGAUGCGUUCACUGAGAAGUAUGAGAGCGAAGGACAGCGGAUCAACGCGAGGAGAGCCGCCCGGGAGCGGAGGAAGGCUCCGGCUCAAGAAUUACCUCCAAAACCACUGUCAAGACCACAGCCAUCAUCUCCACAGGGCCCGCUGAGCUCCGGCUCUCAGAGUGACAGAAACGAAUAUAAACUCUACCCUGAGCUUCCCAGCUAUCCUGAGAGAGUCGGCAAUUCCAGUCGACCCACAGAAGUGACAGCACUUUAUUCUUUUGAAGGACAACAGCCAGGGGAUUUGAGUUUUAAAGCUGGAGACAGAAUCACAGUGACAUCAAAAACGGAUUCGAAUUUUGAUUGGUGGGAAGGAAGGCUUCGAGGUCAGACUGGCAUUUUUCCAGCCAACUAUGUUACCAUGAAUUAAACUUUAUACUAUUUUCUUCUUGGAGAAUUACAAAAAUAAUUGUUUCCUCACUGGAUACAGUUAAGCAAUGUUGAGCAUAAGUUUAAAAAUUUGGCACGAAUAAGAAACAAAAGAAACCCAAAUUGGAAAGGAUAAACAUUUAUCCUUUAUGUAAAAUAAUGUAUUUUUCCACCUAUAAAUAAAUGAUUAACAUAUAUCUUUAAAUGCUUUGUACUAAUUUUAUCACAUAUACUAUUUAAUAGUUAAGAUCCUCAAUUUAUAUGGUCGCAGUCCUUUUGUCUUUAUUUUCGAACAUCACUAAAUGUUUGAUUUGGCAAUGUAUAUGGUAACUGUUUCUUUUCAGGCAUGAAUACACAUAUUUUUGCAAAGUAACUAGAAAAAAGAAAUCACCUUACACAGGCAAGUGGUAGUAAUACUUAGAGUUGUAGGUAUUAACUAGAAUGUGAAUCCUUAAAAUUUAUCUUUAUAGCUGUAAAAAUUGUAUAUAGAAAUUUAUAGUAGAAACACUAUUACAAAGUUCAGCCACUAUGCAUUAAUAAUAUAUCUAUUAAUUUUUAUCUUUAUAAGGUUAUGUUUGUUCAUUUCCAGCAGUACUAAAAGCAACUUAUGUUGACAUGGUUUAGUUGUCCCUAAGUAAAUGAUUUUCAAAUGCUAAA